AUGUCAACAUCAGAGAAAAGCCGCCAGUCCAACAUAGACGCUCCACAGCUCCCCUUCGAAGUCGACGGCCUCUACAUCCUAUUAUCUAACCGCGGCGACAAGAGCUACACAUUCCACUGGAGCCUCUAUCUACACCAGAGUCCAAAAUUAGGCUCUGUCUACCAUCUACUAAACGACAUCGACACAAGCACCUGGCGCUUCGAACAUCUGCCCAAUGAGAGCGUCAUCUACGACCAAGCACUCCUCGUAGCCCUCAAAAUAGGAGUAUUGAAUCCUACCCUCCACAUGCCCUUCCUCGACCGCCUGCGCCAAAUCCCAAUCGUGGAUUCAGUGCGAUUCCGCGAGAGAAUCACCUGCCGGGUGUGGCUGAAGGAAGCCCUCUUUGCACUCGACGACGAGGGAUAUAUUAUGCUCACUCGGAGUGUGGAUGACAUCGAAGCCGAGGCGAGGAAUCUCGCCCUUCAGAAUAAGAGUCUAGGGAGGCGGACAAUUGUGAAGAGUGGUGGAAGUCAGGCUUGA
Penicillium roqueforti is the source of this 519-nucleotide messenger RNA. RefSeq lists its product as uncharacterized. The record is from RefSeq and is a predicted model, not a curated record. The coding region runs from base 1 to 519 and encodes 172 amino acids. The transcript has a single exon. NCBI's taxonomy places the organism in Eukaryota, Fungi, Ascomycota, Eurotiomycetes, Eurotiales, Aspergillaceae.